UCACACAUUCUCUCUCUCUCUCUCUCUCUCUCUAGCUGCUCGAUCUCGCAGAGCAAAAACCUCGCGCCAAGGUUAGACAGGUCUUCGUACAUCGAAUCCAUGGCUCCGGUUGCGUCCGCGGCUUCUUCAGAUUGUGUCAAGCCGAGAGAUGUCUGCAUCGUCGGUGUUGCUCGAACACCGAUGGGUGGGUUUCUCGGUACUCUUUCAUCUGUGCCAGCCACCAAGCUUGGUUCCAUAGCUAUUGAAGCUGCUCUGAAAAGGGCGAAUGUCGACCCAUCAUCAGUACAAGAGGUUUUCUUUGGCAAUGUCCUCAGUGCAAACUUGGGGCAAGCUCCUGCUAGACAAGCUGCAUUAGGAGCUGGAAUACCGAAUUCAGUGGUCUGUACUACUGUCAACAAAGUUUGUGCAUCGGGAAUGAAAGCAACUAUGCUUGCCGCACAAAGCAUCCAGCUGGGCAUCAAUGAUGUUGUUGUGGCAGGUGGCAUGGAAAGCAUGUCUAAUGUGCCUAAAUAUCUUGCUGAGGCAAGGAAGGGGUCUAGACUCGGGCAUGAUUCACUUGUAGACGGAAUGUUAAAGGAUGGUCUUUGGGAUGUCUACAAUGAUUAUGGAAUGGGAGUGUGUGCUGAAAUAUGUGCAGAACAGCACUCCAUAACAAGGGAAGAGCAGGAUAACUAUGCUGUUCAGAGCUUUGAGCGGGGAAUUGCUGCCCAAGACAGUGGUGCUUUUGCAUGGGAAAUUGUGCCGGUUGAAGUUUCUGGAGGAAGGGGGAAACCACCAACAGUUGUUGACAAGGAUGAAGGUCUUGGAAAGUUUGACCCUGCAAAGCUGAGAAAGCUCCGUCCAAGUUUCAAGGAGAGUGGAGGCAGUGUUACUGCAGGGAAUGCCUCUAGCAUAAGUGAUGGUGCUGCAGCCCUUGUGUUAGUAAGUGGUGAAAAAGCACUCAAGCUUGGGCUUCAGGUGAUUGCGAAGAUCACAGGAUAUGCUGAUGCUGCUAAGGCACCAGAGUUGUUUACUACAGCUCCAGCCCUUGCAAUUCCGAAAGCUAUCGCAAACGCUGGCUUGGAGGCCUCGCAAGUUGACUACUAUGAAAUAAAUGAAGCCUUUGCUGUUGUGGCUCUGGCAAAUCAAAAACUUCUGGGAAUCAACUCGGAGAAAAUUAACGUCCACGGAGGUGCUGUCUCGUUGGGUCAUCCUCUAGGAUGCAGUGGAGCUCGUAUCAUAGCCACUCUUUUGGGGGUGCUAAAGCAGAAAAACGGGAAGCACGGUGUCAGUGGCGUGUGCAAUGGUGGAGGAGGUGCAUCUGCACUAGUAGUAGAGCUUCUGUAAACAAUAAUCCGUGCGGUUGGAGUAUUUGCUUCCCGACGAUGAGCCUCGGUAGCCUUCCGUUUACUUGUGCGUUUUCACCUCAUCGCCUCUUCUUUGUUUAUGCUGCAAUAAGCAAGAAAUGUAUGUAGUUUUUCACAUGAACAAUAAAUUCCUCGAGUAAUUCAUCUCUC
Messenger RNA from Syzygium oleosum, 1496 nucleotides. Its product is annotated as acetyl-CoA acetyltransferase 2. The record is from RefSeq and is a predicted model, not a curated record. The transcript is spliced from 15 exons. Lineage: Eukaryota; Viridiplantae; Streptophyta; Magnoliopsida; Myrtales; Myrtaceae. Gene Ontology annotation, biological process: fatty acid beta-oxidation. Gene Ontology annotation, molecular function: acetyl-CoA C-acetyltransferase activity. Bases 100 to 1326 code for a protein of 408 amino acids.